AUGUCGGGGGUUGAAGUCUCGGAGGAUUCAUUGUCACAUCCUCCAGGUUUUUCUGAGAGGCUUAAUGGUGAUUAUAAUUUGGGUUCAGGUUGCUAUGAUAGUGAAAAUUCGGUCACCGAGGAAAUAAGAAAAACAAUUGAAACGGGUCAUCAAAUUGGUUUUAAGAUGGAUGGAUGUUUGGAACAAGUCACGAGAUUGGUGAAUCGGGAGGGGAAAAAAAAAAUGAAGAUGGAGCUUAUCGAUUUUUUGGUGGUUCGUUCUCUUUGGGGAAAUGCUUCAUGUUGUUAUGCGUAUUCUCCUUCUCGUGGCAAUUUGGGGGUGGAGGGUGUUUGGGUUUCAUCUGGAGUAGAGGUUGUUUUUGUUUCAGUUUAUGCUCCGCAAGGGACUGAUAGUAAAAGACAAUUGUGGGGAGAGAUUGGUCAAUUAAUGAAUUCUUGCUCGGGGGAGUUUGUUCUCAUGGGAGAUUUUAAUGAAGUCCGUGAUGAAUCCGAAUGUAUGGGGUCUCAGUUUCAUCCUGCUUCAACUAGGAUUUUUAAUCAGUUUAUUGAGGAUGCGAAUCUGUUUGAUAUUGCUUUAGGUGGUCCUCGUUUCACGCGGAGUGAUAAGUGGGGUUCUAAGUUUAGCAAGUUGGAUCGGUUUCUGGUUUCAAAGGGGCUUUUGGUUUUAUUUCCUCAUCUAAGUUUAGCAAGUUGGAUCGGUUUCUGGAAUCCCUGGCCCACAUCACCAUUUAAUAUUUCUUGGCACACUAUCAUCCAAACCACUCGAGCACUAGGCCUAAUGUGA
Messenger RNA from Lactuca saligna, 783 nucleotides. NCBI's taxonomy places the organism in Eukaryota, Viridiplantae, Streptophyta, Magnoliopsida, Asterales, Asteraceae. The record is from the annotation of a GenBank genome assembly.